Molecule: messenger RNA, 3112 nt
Organism: Amphiprion ocellaris (clown anemonefish)
Lineage: Eukaryota; Metazoa; Chordata; Actinopteri; Pomacentridae
Gene: atg13
Product: ATG13 autophagy related 13 homolog (S. cerevisiae)
Exons: 18
Coding region: 176-1801 (541 amino acids)
Biological process (GO): mitophagy; protein localization to phagophore assembly site; piecemeal microautophagy of the nucleus
Cellular component (GO): Atg1/ULK1 kinase complex; cytosol; extrinsic component of membrane
Source: RefSeq, a predicted model, not a curated record
ACGUCGACAUGGAGAAGAUAAACAGAAAAGUAGCACAGCCGUUGUUGACGUUGUGUACAGCUGAUUUGGGCGUUUAAAUGUUUGUGGAACACAGCGUUGCGUGUCAUUUUUAUUAAACUAAUUUGUACUUUACUGAAGCUUCGUUGUAGAGGGAACAGCGAAUGGUCGUGACAACAUGGACAGUGACCUGAGUCCGCAGGAUAAAAAAGACUUAGACAAGUUCAUUAAGUUCUUUGCCUUGAAGACUGUCCAGGUAAUAGUCCAAGCUCGCCUUGGAGAGAAGAUCUGCACUCGCUCAUCCUCAUCACCUACUGGCUCUGACUGGUUUAAUUUGGCCAUCAAAGACAUCCCAGAGGUUACUCAUGAAGCCAAGAAAGCACUGGCUGGCCAACUUCCAGGCAUUGGGCGCUCCAUGUGUGUUGAGAUCUCCCUGAAGACAUCAGAGGGUGACUCAAUGGAGUUAGAGACUUGGUGCCUGGAGAUGAAUGAAAAGUGCGAUAAGGACAUCAAGGUGUCAUAUACAGUUUAUAACCGUCUGUCUGUCCUUCUGAAGUCCCUGCUGGCCAUCACCAGAGUAACACCUGCCUACAAACUGUCCAGAAAGCAGGGACACGAUUAUGUCAUAUUAUACAGGAUCUACUUUGGGGAAGUCCAGCUGAGUGGGUUAGGAGAAGGUUUUCAGACGGUGCGUGUCGGUGUUGUUGGAACUCCUGUUGGCACAGUCACACUUUCAUGUGCUUACCGCACCAACCUGGCAUUCAUGUCUAACAGGCAGUUUGAAAGGUCAGCUCCAAUCAUGGGGAUCAUUGUGGAUCACUUUGUGGAUCCUCCCUGCAGCAGCCAGCGUCCAACACACAUGGGACAGCCGUGCAACUACAGAGCUCCAGAUGAGGAGGAUGGAGGAACAUUUGCAGGAGUUCAGGACUCCCAGGAGGUCUGCACCACCUCCUUCUCCACCUCCCCUCCCUCUCAGUGUGUGUGCACACUGAGUCCGUCUCCCUCUAAACUGUCCAAGCCCCUCCCUCUGGACAGUCUGCAGCUUCCAUUGGCUCCUGGACUUGUCACUCACACUCUGUAUACUUCCAGGUUAUCUUACCAACCUGCAGCUCUAGCAGGAGCUGCUGAGCUUUGUCACCCUGCUGCCAAUCCAAACCAGGUGUUGCAUGCUGGGAAGGAAGGUGGGGUUGUAUUGGUUCCUGCUCAGCCUCCUCAUGGAGCUGAUGCCCAUCUAACAGUAGAGCACGCCCCAAACACACCCAGCAGCAGUGGGGAUGAUGACGGCCUGUCGCAGAGCGCAGAAGGACGGAGGGAUGAAGGAAGGAGGAGUGUUUCUCCGUCUGACCCGGUGGAGUCUCUCAGUGCAUUCACAAGAAAGGUUGGAGCCUUCGUUAAUAAACCCAGCACACAGAUAACAGCAGCCAGUCUGGACCUGCCAUUUGCUGCAUUUGCUCCUCGAGGCCUGGACUCAGAGGAGAAUGAUCCCAUGGUGCAGCCUCCAGACUCUCCUCCCUGCCCGUCACCCCUGCAGGCCAGCCUUCAUUCUCAGGGCUCAGAGGGAUCUGGGCAGCAGGAUGAUUUCGUAAUGGUUGACUUUCGUCCAGCUUUUUCUAAAGACGACUUGUUGCCAAUGGAUCUGGGCACCUUCUACAGAGAGUUUCAGAAUCCUCCACAGCUGGCCAGCCUCUCGCUUCACAUCAGCUCCCAGUCGAUGGCAGAUGACCUUGAUUCACUGCCGGAAAAACUCCGUGUCUAUGAGAAAAACAUUGACGAGUUCGAUGCUUUUGUGGACAUGCUUCAGUAGAUUGGAGAAGCAAAGGAUGAAAGUACAGACGGACUACCUGUGAGAAAAAAAUAAAAUGGAUGUUGCCAGAUGAAAAAGGAUAAAAAGAAUGAAGGAAGAAGGAAACUGGAGACCCUAGUUGUUUGUCUGUGAGAAUUACUCACACUAAAUCACCAUGUUUUAAUGUGAAGCUCCUCAUGUCUCAUAUUUUCUUCUCCUUUCUGUCUUUCCCGGUUUGUACAGAUCAUCGUCUUCACUGUAAAUACUGUGUGAUCUCCUCUGACACUGGCACACACGUCACUCUCUGGUCUGGUAGCGUUGAAAUGAAAAUCUUGACUUUCUGUGUGGCACAAAUCUGCUCUCAUCGUCGGCGUGUAUUCAGAAAUCAUGGGGUUUUCUGUCACCUCAGACAGCCAUGCAAAUCCAAGGACAGACCACCUGCGUUUGUGGUUUUUGUUAAACUGUAGCUUGACCCUUUCUCCAUCCCUGCUGAACACUGCUUUCCUCUGAACAUUUCCUCCACAUUAUGGCCUUUCUGAUCACAUCUGAGCUGACAGUGAAAGAUCGCCAGUGUUACUCUAGAAGUCCAAACAGAAUGGGUCGUGUCGUGGGCUUCGGGAAAAGUCUUUUUUUCAAAACUGACAUCUUGAAAAGCUGGUCUCGGUAAAGAAAUUUGCACAUAUCCUCACAGUGCCCUGUGUUGUAAUUCAAAAAUGUCCUGCUUACAGUGCAGCAGCAGUGAAGAGACGCUCAGUCACUGUCCCUAGCCGGGUGUUCCCAGCUGGUCUGGGGAUUUAAACUGCCAACUUCAAAAUUAAAACAGCCCCAGAGGAAUUUAAACUGAAUCAGCUGCAACCCCUAUAUGUACAGAAAAGACACAUUUCCAUGCGGAGGCAAUUUGUUGUGGCUCUGCACUCAGUUGCCAGUUAAUGAGGUAGCUAAACUUAAUAUAGCAGCCCUGCAUCAUUUUUCAGGCUGUGAUUUGUGGUGCUGUUAAGGUGCAAAGGGAAAGAAAGACCUCCGUAUAACAGUAUCAUUUGCACCACCACAAAUUACAGCCUUUGAAGUGACCAUUAAGUUGAACCCGCAAUAGUUUAAGUCAAAAGUUGCAUUAGAUUACACUAGUUUUAAGUAACUGGCACCUCAAUGUGCUCACUGUGUGCACUUUUUAACAUGCUUAUGUAUAUUUUGAGACUUUGUAAAAGUGGGAUAAACAUUUCCAGCUGUCUGCAGAAGGUAAUAAUCCAUGACUGAGUUUGGUUGAAAGCUUUAAUUUAAACUUUACUGUUGGUGUAGAUGUCCUAAUAAAGCAUGGCUGCUCUGUUCAAACAA